This is a messenger RNA of Symbiodinium natans, 798 nucleotides long. The record is from the annotation of a GenBank genome assembly. NCBI's taxonomy places the organism in Eukaryota, Dinophyceae, Suessiales, Symbiodiniaceae.
AUGGUUCGGUGCUAUGCUGCUCAGGGUCCGUGGGCGGUAGAUCAGGACCGCAUGAUCGAGCUCGGCUACGAUGCCGUCAACUUGCAGGGGGAAGUGGUGCAUGGCGUUUACCUUCGGCAGCUGUUGCCGCUCCUGGCACAAAAGAUCACCCCACGUGCUGAAGAGCUGGUGGAGGACACGUUUCCUUUCACUUACACGAAGCACAGGGCAGGUCCAGAGGACCGGCCGCUCACUGUGGACUUCAUGUACCCUGAGCUCGCUCACUUUGUGCAGGAAGGCGACAUUGUUACUGGCAACACGGGCGGCUACAUCAACUUGUCCAGAAUGCGCAUGAAGAAGGGCAACACCACGGCCGGUCCCACCAACUGGGCGUCCUUGGGGAGCGUGUUUCCAAUUUCCGUUGGCAUGGCUUUUGCUGCACCUGAGCGUCGCAUCGUUUGCCUUGAGGGCGAUGGAUCCUUUCAAAUGACUGGUAUGGAGCUCGGCACAGUUCUGCGACACAAUCUCAACUUCCUCCUCAUCAUCCUGAACAAUGCAGGGUAUACGGCCGAGCGUGCCAUCCAUCCGGAGCGGGACGACUCCUACAACGACAUUCAAGUGUGGAACUAUCACUUGCUGCCUGAGGCACUGGGUGGCAGGUCAGGUUCAAACGGCAUCGACGUGCUCACGGAGUCUCAGUUCACUGAGGCCCUAGCAGCUUACGAGUUCGGUAAGGGCUUGCACGUGGUGAAUGCAAGGCUGGACAAGAUGGACAUCCCCAGCUUCUUCCGUGAGAUGAGUGACCCGCUGCGCCAUUGA